UGAGGACUAACUCAUCAAAAGUGGUUUCGUUUCAGUUUAUCUUUAUGUCGUGCUCGUAUUGCUAUUGAUCAUGAACAAUUCUACUAGAACCUGGUGUUUAUUAUCGCCUAAAUAUUGAUGUGGAGCCACGACCUGCGACAACAAUGACUACUAACAUCGCGACGCUGCAGACGGGCAGCAUGCAUGCUGUGUGCCGCUUCGUCUACGAUGAGGACUUUCCUACAGGUGUGGCAAGAGUCUUCGGCCUCACAAACCGCGAAACACCGCCCGCUUCACCACUGACUGUAUCCUCAUCUUCUAGGCAGAACGACACAACCGAGAGCGUCGUAGUUGUAGAUCUACUGCUGGCAAAACGACGGGAAGACAGCGGGAUCCAUGCGGCACAGGGAAAAGACGCAGAUAUGGAAUAUUUGGUACCGAUGUAUGAUAUAAUCAUGUCAAGGAGGACUAAACUUUAUUUAUCUUUCUGAGUCUGACGUUCUUCUUGAUCAUGACGUAGCUAAUUAGUUACUAGUUGCAGCGUAGUAAAACUUCAAAAUAUGCAGAAUAAAGAAGCACAGCAGCGAAACAUUGAAUCCGUGAUUACUGCUUAUAGUUACAAUUUUGCUGAAGAAAAUUUCUUGCAUGACGUCAGGUUCUUCAUGCAGUCAGUUCUGAUUUGAGGGCGGAGGGUGGGA
Molecule: messenger RNA, 677 nt
Organism: Amoebophrya sp. A25
Lineage: Eukaryota; Dinophyceae; Syndiniales; Amoebophryaceae
Source: the annotation of a GenBank genome assembly